AUGCUGGUUGAUGAGUCACAAGAAAUACUAAAUGAGCUUGUCGCAGAUUUCGGAUGGACUCAUGAGUUUCUUUCGCAUCCGGUCGAAUAUGGGAGAUGCUCCUACUCACGGAAUCAUUGGGUUCCUGUAAAGUCUCUCACAACACACAAUAAUUAUUGCUCAUUACGUCAACAAGGUUUCGUUAAGGAAGAGAUAGAUGUCAUGAUACCCAAUUCUAGUAUAUGUACGGCUGAAUGUUCUCAACCUACAUCUGAUUGGACAAAUGAUCCAUCUUGGAUUAUGAAUAUGCAGGCAUUUUCCACAGAUAAAUCUCAUCGGUCAUCUAAUAAUUCAUCACAAGAUGUAUCUAAAUUAGAAGUUUUAUCUAUGAUGAGAGAUGCAAAACGACGUCGUCAAAGCUAUAGAGGAAUACAUACUGCAAGAAAAUCUUAUACUGAAGUAUUACGUGAAAUUAUAGCACAACAAACUGAAAUGUUGACAGCCAGUCAAGAAUUGUCAGAACAACAGUCUGGAGAUAAAAGAUCUAGUAGUGUAGAAUCACUUUCAAAUCAAACUGAAAAUGUUCAUAAAAGAAGUCACUAUUCACAUAAAUAUAAAACACCGGAUACUUCACGAACACAACACUAUUCUCCUUCGAAUUCUCCAUCGUCAUCAUCAACAACUCGACGAUACAAAGAAACUUAUAGAAAUACAUCCAAAUCAACUUUAAAGCAUACACAUCAUCAAUCAUCCAAAUGGAAUGAUAGAAGACAUUCAUCUUCAGCAUUAUCACCAUCAUCAUCACCAUCAUUAUCAUCAUCAUCUAAACAUUGGACUUCUAGUUCAGAGAUGAACAAAAGUUUUCAUCAUGAUAAUGAUGUUGUUUCUCCGGUGCAUAAAAAGUUGAAAAAACACAAAAAACAUUCUAAACAUAAACAUAAACAUAAAAGUAAGAAGUAA
Schistosoma guineensis is the source of this 939-nucleotide messenger RNA. Lineage: Eukaryota; Metazoa; Platyhelminthes; Trematoda; Strigeidida; Schistosomatidae. The record is from the annotation of a GenBank genome assembly.